CCGACGCCCUGGCCGACGGAAUACGACCCGUUCAGGCCGACGGAAUGGCCGACGACCGCGCCGACGCUCACGUCGAAGCCGACGGCGCACGAGUACCAGGACAACCUCGUGGCCUACUACCCGAUGACGCGCGGCAAGCUGGACGACGCCCACGCGUCGGGAUUCCACGGCAAAGCCAAGAAACCCGAGUACCCUGAGAGCGACAUUAUGGUUGCCGCGGAUCUGCGGCAGACCGAGGCGCGCGACGGUCCCGAGGGCGACGCGGUGGCGCUCAACAACAGCAAGCACAUCGAGCUGCCGGACAACGUGACGAGGUCCAUCUCCGGGGACCGGCCGAGGACGGUCUGUCUCUGGGCGCGGAUCGACAAGUGGAAGAACAAAGCCCGGAUCUUCGAGUACGGCAGGAAGGCGCCCCAGGGAGAGCUGUUCGGCCUGCGCACCUGGAACGUCCCGGGCGAGUUUGCGGUCGAAAUGUCAUGGAACGUUCGGAACCAUUGGGACAAUCGACACGUCGUCCUGAGCACGAACGUCAGCAUGGUGCCGGCGCCGACGCCGAUGCCAUUUGAGAGCCGCCGACUUGACGGCGCCGCCGGCGAGACGUCGUUCCCUACGGCGGCCCCCACGCCGCAGAGCCCGUGGGUGAAGACGUGGCACCACUACUGCAUGACGUACGCCGCGGAGCCGCACCCGAAGGAGAAAGAUCGGUACCUCCCAGGGAACGUGACCCUCUACGUGGACGGCCGCAAGGAGGGGUUCUGGAAGAACGCGACCGUCAACACGAGCCUCGGCUCGCCGCUCUACAUCGGCGCGGACAUCCACGGCUCCGGAACGCUAGAGGGCGCCGUGGACGAGGUGUACGUCUACGACAAGGCUCUGGAGGCCUGGCAGGUCGAGGUGCUCCACGGCAUCCUCAGUCCGCCGACGGUCGCGCCGUCCGCUGCGCCGACGCCGGUGCCGAGCCCAGCCCCGACCAUGACACAUGCCCCAAGCAACGCGCCGACCGAACUCUGCAGAGACUACCGGGUGAGCGGAUUUUCGUGCCCCGAUUCGGAAGGCGGGGAUUUGAACGGCCACUACGAGUACGUCGCGAUGACGAGCGACGGGCGGCCGAUCUACGCCUCCGCCAGCAGCACGCAUUACCUCUUCUACGACGCGAGCUGCGGCGACGGCAGCGAUGCGCCCUGGAGUAGCGGUUGGUUCGUUACACUGUCCCCCCGAUCCCCGGCAAUAAAUUGCCUUUGCUUUGCUUAGAGCUAGGGCGCCUAGCCCCACCGAGCCGUCCGUGACGAGUCGCGUCGACGGCGCGGGGUCUGCCUCCAUAGGGGGGGGGACGCCAGGUCCUGAGCGAGUCUUAAUCGAUCCAAAAUUACGUGCUUUUUCGCAUGGAGCCUCCGAGAGGGGUCGGUAGCCCCGCCCUAGGUCAGGGGUCUGCACGGAGGUCGAUGACGAUGAGAGGGAGAGCUCCAAAGUCGUCAAAAACCCGUUUAGUAGGUUUAGCGGCGUGCCGGCUGCAGCUGCAUGCGUUCAGCGCGGCGGAUACAACGGUCUUUUAGGGUGCUGCAGCAAAGGUGAUGACUUAGUGGCGGCUCUGGACGCCGUUCGGGCCGAUGAAGGCAGCUUAGGAGCGAGCCGAAUCACAUCGUGCGGGUAUUUUUUGCAGUCAUCGGUCUGCCAAAACGCCAAAUCCCGACGACCCCAUCCCAAACUUUGUUAGGGGACGGGAAUCGACCUGGUUAACCUUCGUUUUAGAAAAUCCGGCGCAUAGGACUGCGUUUAUAUUCGCUAUGGAGCAAUCCUAGUCUGGUGUCCCCCCCCAUGCCUCCAUACACCGACGGCGGCGAUUCCCACACACGUGGUUUUUCAAUCCUCUCUAGAGAAAUUAUGAGGGCGUACUGUCACGCGUCCCGUGGCCCAGGCAGCUCUAAGCAAAGCAUCGCUACAAGGUCGCGUCGUCGCCAGGCGAAAUGCCACCUCUCAAGGACGGACCCAGUGUUCACACGAAAACAGGCCAGUUACUUCUUUUCCGCCGCUUCUUCCGCGACGCGUGGUUCCCGCAGUCGGCGCCGCCGUUCGCCGCGGCGCAGCACACCUGGCAGCACGACCGGACGCAGGCGUGCUUCGCCGGCUCGCCGCAGCCGCAGAGCCGCAGGUUCGCCCCCGCGACGGCGCGGCGCUGCCUCUCCGACGGCGGCCGCGGCUCGCGGCGCCGCGGCGCCGCCGGCGCGUUCGCGCGCAUGGCCGCGUCCUUCGCCCGGCGGCGCUCGGCCCGGCCCCGCGCCAGGAGCGCCGCGUAGGCCGGCGCGUCCGGCGCGGCGCGGUCGCGCGCCCGCAGCGGGCCGGCGUCGUCCGGCAGGGCCGCCGCGAGCUCGGCCACGGUCCGCGCGGCCGCGACCGCCUCGCGCAGGUCGGCGUCGCGCGCCAGCGCGGCGUGGAGCAUGGCGACGACGUGCGCGCGCGCCCACGAGACGGGCGCGGCCGCCGCGAGCGCGAGGUACGCGCGGCACGCCGCGGCCGCCGCGGGCCGCGGCGCCGGCGCCGCGGAGAAGAGCCAGGGGUCCGCGAGCAGCGCCUCGGCCGACAUGACGGCCGCGCAGCCCGUCGCGCGCCGCAGCGCCGCGGCGUCCGCGGCGCGCCGCACGCCGCCGUUCGCCACGACCGGCACGGCCGCGCCGACCGCGGCGACGACCGCCCGCACGGCGGGCCAGCAGGCCUCCGCGAACGUCUUGCCCGCGCGCGUCCGCGCGUGCACGCAGACGGCGGCCGCGCCGGCGGCCACGAGCCGCUCCGCGAGCGCGACCGUCGCCGCGACGUCGACGUCGAGGCCCUCGGCGUCGCCGGCCGCGCGGCACCGGAUCUUCGCCGUCGCCGGCAGGGGCGAGGCCUCGGCGACGGCGCGCACGGCGCGCGCGGCCCCGUCGUCGUCCAGGAACGCGCCGUAGCCCCCGCGCCGCGCGCAGGCCUGCGGGCAGCCCAGGUUCACGUCGAUGGCGUCGCAGCCGCCCCGCGCCGCUAUCUCCCGGGCCGCCGCCGCCAGCGUGGCGGGGUCGCCGCCGCCCAGCUGCGCGAUCAGCGGCCGGUCCUCGGCGCACGCGUCGUCCGGCACGUGGUCCCGGCGGUACGCCGCGUCGCGGACGACGAGGUCCGCGUGGAGCAUGGGCGUGUAGCACAGGUCGCAGCCGUGCCGCCUGACCAGCAGCCGGAAGGCGCGCUCCGACUGGUCGACCAUCGGCGCGCAGACGGUGGCCGGGCUCCCGAGGGACCGCCACCAGGCCCACGGCUCGCGGGCCAUGCCCCGCAGUGGAUUGCUUUGGCUGCACGCUGUCGAGCCAAAAAGCUGUGUCGUCUGCUGCACGCUGUCGAGCCGUAAAAGCUGUGUCGUCGAGCCCUCCGCGCAGGAAGCUAGGCGACAGUAAGGUACUGUAUAAGUUAAGUAUAGUACUCUUAUAACGGGUUUCUAUGCCCGCACGAUAAGAAAGCUCGGGUGGACCUCUCGGAGCCCGUCGUCGGACGAGCGAUACGCGUGGUACUGGCCUUCCCGUCGCUGGACUCUGCUCUGAAAUCCUGCGGACCGAGCAAAGCACAUCGUGGAGGAGGGAAGUGCCGUAGUUCAUCCCAAAUCGUGGAGGAGGGGGCUGCCGUCGUUCUCAUGAUCGCCUGGCGGUGGCGGUGCUUGUUCCUCAGCGCGGUGGUCGGGGGGCAGCGCCCCCCCCGCAGCGGGCCGAAGGCGCGGCGGUCCAAGGGGCGGCGCGACGGCGCGCGCCGGCUCGAGGACACGACCGUGCCGACGUCGAAGCCGACACUCUCGCCGUCGUUUGCCACGCACGUGCCGACGGCGGCGCCGACCUCGGUGCCGACGUCGCCGACGGCGGCGCCGACGGCCGUGCCGACGGCCAGGCCGACGUCGGAGCCGACGCCCGAGCCGUCGAAGGUCCCGACGGGCGUUCCGACGGAGCAGGACCCGACGCCCGCGCCGACGUCACCGCCAAGCGCGGUGCCGACGUCGCCGACGAGCAAUCCGACUCUCGUCCCGACGCCCGUCCCGACAUCGACGCCGACGGCGGAGCCGACGCCGACGGCGUUUUCCCGCAAGCCGACCGGCGUCCCGACGACGCCCCCUUCGGCCGAGCCGUCGUUCUCGCACCACCCGACAUCCGUGCCGACGUCCCAACCUUCGCCCGUGCCCACGUUCACGCCGGCGUGCUGCGUCGAGCACCAAUUUACCGAAACCGGGGAGGUGGAAGGCACGACGUGUAGCGGCGGCCGCUCGCCGUGGGACGCCGCCACCAUGACCGAGCUGUGUACGGCGGGCUAUUCGGAGUACGGCGCGGCGGCGCCGCCCUUCCGCGAUUGCAGGCAGGAGGCGAUUGACUCGGGGAACUGCGGCGACACUGACUCGGGGAACUGGGGCCAAUCGUGCGAGGGUUGUUGGGAUCACGACUACUGGGCGAACGUCGGCUACGAAGCGUGCCCCGACUGGGUGGUCGACGCCAUGAACGCGGAGGGGGCCACCGGCGGCCAGUGCGCGGAUUGGGUCCGCGACGGCUACUCGUAUCCCUCCGGUUCGUGCGGGCACCACGCCUGGGGCGCCGAUCGCGACGGAUACUCCAAGUGCGCCUGGCUGGGUAGAGAGCCCUAUCCCGAGGGCGACGCCGCCCUCCACGCGAUGGGGGACGACGCCGGGUUGUGCUGCCCGGAGUAUCCCUCCGGUUCGUGCGGGGACCACGCCUGGGGCGCCGAUCGCGACGGAUACUCCAAGUGCGCCUGGCUGGGUAGAGAGCCCUAUCCCGAGGGCGACGCCGCCCUCCACGCGAUGGGGGACGACGCGGAGACGUGCUGCCCGGGCGAGGACUGGAGGUCGGCGAACGGCUGUCGCCAGGACUACUGCACGUCCACGGGCGACGACUGCUACGCCUCGAUGGACUGGGGCGAGCCGGCGACCUGCUCAAACGGCUACACUCCGUCGCCGCCGAACCCGACUAUGGACGACCCCGAGUACACGUGCUGCCCGAGCGCGACCAGCUGCGAGUACGUCGCCGGCCAGCCGUUCGUCCUCGUGGCGUUUGAGCCCGAUCCAGCCACCCAGGCAAUGUUGGGCCUGGCAGACGGGGAGUUCUCGGUGGGCCUGAAUGAUGCGGACAAAAACUACAUCGCCGACGAGACUCCAAACGUCCACAGCAACACAUUUGUCAGCACGCAAACGACGGAGGGCACGAAGAUGCUUCAGGUCUGUUCGAACCCGACGUGCUCCGACGGCAGCGCCGCGACGUGCUGCGACGUCGAUGGAGACUGCGAGGACGGCGACGACGACUACUGCUGCGGCGCAGACUACUACUGCUCGAACGACGGUGCCGAAUACGCGGCGACCAUGGGCGGCGUGCUCUGCUGCUCGCUCGGCCACGCGAACGGCGGCAUAACUUUCCCGGAUAUGCCGGACGAGUGGACGACGGACGCGACGCGGCCGCCGUCCAUCGACGAGGACUUCCUCAUCAACGUCGGUCUGCACGUUCACUGCCAAGAGUACGCGUCGGGGGUCAAGGCGAUAGCGAUCGGGAACGCGGGCUCCGCCGGGAGCUGGGUCGUCAACGGUGACGGGACAAUUUCGCCGCAUGAUGCCCCGCACCUCGUGCUCGUCUGGGGCGACUUCACCACGGCCUCGUGCUGGGAGUCCGCGACUGGGUACAUGGACCCGCAACCGAACAACCUAGUCCUCAUGGACUCCGCGAUGGCGCUCGGUUGCGAGGCCGCGAGAGAGGCCGAUCCUGCUCAGAUGUGCGCGCCGGUCUUCCGCGCGAGAGGCGUCGACUGCGAUCACGCCGGCCACGACCAUGGCAGCGCCUGCGACGGCCUCCACCCCAUGGCGGGCUGGACCGGUGAGGCUUGCAGCUGGGCGCACGGGGAGACGCACGGCUGCCCGGUCGCGAACGUGCCGCGGCACCGGUGGGAGUCCGACCUCUGGUCCUGCGACCAGCUGUGCGGGGAAAUCGGCGGGCGGUGCAACCGCGCGGCGUACAUGAGCAACAACCACUGCGGGUCGGACGUGACCGAGCAGUGGGAAUUCUCGUGCUGGGACCACGUCAACGGAAUGGGGGCAUGGGUCGAGGACUUCGAUCCGGAGCACGCGCUGUGCUGGUGCGAGGCCGACGACACGGACCACUGGUGGCACUACUACGACGAAGACGACGACGACGACGACGGGUUAGGCGGCGGCUCGGAGCUCGUCAUGUCCGGCGGCCUCGUCGCGAUUGGCCUCACGUUUACCGGAAUCAGCAUCGCUGCGAUCGCAAAUGCGGUCCAGGAACAAUGCGCCUUGGGACCGACGAUCGUCUACGAAGCUGGCACGACUCACCCCUACUACAUCUCCCCAAAUCUAUGCUCCAUCGGGACCAAGACCUACGCUUCGAAGACGACUGUCCGCGACGCGUCGCCGCGCAAGGUCUGCCGCAAGUUUUGCGAGGCAGCUUCAGAGAAGGGGAAACUUGCACUGAAGCACGUGCAGGGCCUCACUUGCUACUGCAAAAGGAAGUAAGCGACCCCUGUUCUCCCCCCUCCCUCUUCUUGACUGUUUGACAGUUUGCAUCGGCAGCGCCGCCCUAGACGCCGCCCGUUCCGAAAGAAGCUUCCCCGCCCUACCUUCAUCCAACCAUUCGUAACUGCAGAUUUCAUGACCACUCCUAGUACUCCGCUGCAUCAAUAACUAUGGGCCAGCGGAGCUUCGAAACACGAGGUGCAUAUUCUGUUGCUUUGCUUAGAGCUAGCCCGCCUAGUCUGUUCCGCUGGGGGAAAGACACCGCGCGUCGCCGAUUCAUCGCGCCGACCCGAACCAGGAUCCCUACGAGUCGUGAAUACACCUAGAGGGCGGCCGGCGUCUGGGGAAACCGACGGGAUACGACUACAAAAGGCCAGCGGUGCCUGUCGUGGAUCCGAAGCGGCAUCAAUAUUGAAACUUCGGAGGAAGAUGGAUACCACCGAGUCCGAAAUAGUAAGUAGCAAAUUACUGCAGCGGACACGAGGGGGGUGGGGAAACGAAGCAUAUACAUCAAAAGUCGCCCGGCGCCGCCCGGCGCGGGCCGCGGAAUCCGUCGUCCGGUGCCGCCCGGCUCGGUGGGCCGCGGUUGGGGGAGCCGAAGCCGUCGUCCGGUGCCGCCCGGCUCGGUGGGCCGCGGUUGGCGGAGCCGGAGCCGUAGUCUGGUGCCGCCCGGCGCGGCGGACCGCGGUUGAGCGGCGGCAACCGGCCCUGGCGGACGGGCGGGGCGCGCGGCGAUUCCGCGUCGUAGGCGCGCCGUGGGGACUCGAGCGGCGCCGCCGCUGGUUCGAUACGCGGCGUGGCGCGGCGCGAGGCCCAGCGCUCCGUCGUCAAACCUCCGCCCUGCGCGGCCUCGGCGACGGCCACGGCAGAAACCUUUCCUCGCCGCGUGCUCACGAGGUAGCCGCCGAUGCCUGACAGGAGCAUCAAAAUAACAACUACCAACACCACAAUGAUGAUGAUAAGAGUGCCACCGCCCGAGUCGGAGCCGCCGCCGCCAGAGGCGGGGGCGGGGGCGGGGGCGGGGGCGGCGUCGUCGGCGGUGCCGUCGUCGUCGCCGACAGCGCCGCCAGGUGCCCCGCUCGAAGUUGUGGCCGUCGGCCGCGGGGACGGUUUUGUCGUCGGCCGCGGGGACGGCGCCGGCGAGGGCCUGGACGUCGGCCGCGGGGACGGCGCCGGCGUGGUGACGACGAAGACGACCGUGGCCGCCGCAAUCGCCGCGUACGUCGCCGUCACGUCCACGGUCACGGCGGCGAACGCGGAAUCCGCGGCCUGCAGCGUGGUCAAGAAGCUCCCGUCGUCAAUCGCCAGCGUCAGAGCGUCCAUGGACUGCUCCAGCCUUUCCGCCGAGACUUGUUCGCCGUUAUCCGUGCCGUCGAUGCGGGCGAUGCCCGUGUACGAGAUCGCGACGCCCGCGCCGCCGUCGUCGAGGCGCCGCCGCCCCGCGGCCACAAUGUCUAUGAUCUCUUCGAAGAGACCGCCGGUGCUGUCCAUGAUCGACUGCGCGAACGCCGCCUGCCUGCCGGUCUUGUCGGCGUUAAACAGGACGGGGUUGACGCCCUCGAGCGUCACCGACGAAGCGACCUGGACCAGCGUCUGAGCUUGCGACGGCGCGGGGGUGGGGAUGCGCGUCGGCCGGUGCGUCGGCGACGGCGACGGCGGCUCGGUCGUCGGCAUUGGCGUGGGAAUGGGAGACGGCGCUCGCGUCGGUCGCGGCGUGGGCGUUGGCGUGGGCCGCGGCGUCGGAGCAAAGACCGGCGCCGCCGUGGGAUUGCCGGGUAGGGGCGUCGGCGCCGGCGUGGGGGCCGGCGUCGGCCGGUGCGUCGGCGACGGCGACGGCCCCGGCGUGGUCGGCUGCGCCGUCGUGGGCGCCGGCGACGGCGCCGACGUCGUAGGCCGAGGCGUCGGCUUCGGAGUCGGUCCGGGAGUCGGCGCCGUAGACGGCGCCGGCGAGGGCGGAAAGCCUACGACGACGUCCGCGUCGGCCGCGAUCGUCGAGGCGGCGAAGUCGGUCAGAUGCGUACACGCGCACGUCACGCCGGACGCCGUGUUCGCGACGACAGAACAGCCGUCGGAGGACCAGCUUCUCGUCACAUUAUCCCAGAACGAGCACGCGGCCGUCUUGGCGGGGCAGGUCACGGUGACGUCGAGCGGGACGCCGUCUCCCGAGUAAACGGGCGCCUCGAAGGUCAUCGUCGACCCGUCGGGGAGCGUCACUUCGCGAGACUCCCCGCAGUCAAAGGUCGUGGGCACGUCGCAGUUGAAGGUCAGGACCUGGGACUGAUUAAAGCACGUCUCCGUGUCCGUGCCCGGGUCGUAGUCGGCCUCGAGCGUCGGGUCGUAGUCGAACGGGAUGUCGAACACGAUGGGUUCGGCGAGAUUGUCAACCUUGACCGUGGCGCCUUCGCCGCCGAGUUCGAUCUGCAGCAGAUCCGAGACGGCGCCGUCGCCCUCAGAAGCGUGGACGUUCUUCAAUUGGGCCACUUUCACGUCCACGUCGGCCGGCUCGCCGUCCAGGAGCCGUCGCCUCGAACGCCCGCGCCGCCUCGCGUCGGCGUCGCAGCUGCCGCCCCCGGCCUCGUCGAGGGCCGAGGCGGGCAGGUCCGUCACGCCGGCCCCGGAGGACAGUCGAAACGCCGCGUCCCGCGUCCCGCAGUCGGUCCGGAAGGCGCGCAGCUCCAGGUUGUCCGUGACGACGCUCUUGUUCUGGCCGCCGUAGGCGCCCGCGAUCAUGCCGGUGGCGAGGGCCCCCACCGUGCCGGCCAUCUGCCCGUCUAGGGAGGUGUUCGACGCGCCCGACGCGAACAGGCUCGCAUCCAGGAGGCUCGAGACGGUAUCCGCCGCCGACGCCGCCGUGUCGUCGUCGAUCCCAUGUUUCGCGGCGUCGCCGACGACCUCGCCGAGCAGCCCGAUCGCGCCCGUCUGCGAGCUCUCAGAGAGAGAGUCGGGGUCCCCGGUGAGCGUCGAGACAGUGAACAAGACUUGAGUCGCCGCCGCCGCGGACGAGCCCGUGCCCACCAGGCUCGCCGCGCUGAUCGUGUGACCCAUCAGGUCGUCGAUCAGCUCCUGCUCGGAGGAAAGUCUCCGCCGACUCAUGUCGGUCCCGCCUAUGACGCUCGCCACGUUCGAGACCAGAGACAGCGACGCCUCGCCGUCGCCCGUGUUCGCCGACUCUGAUAAUAAAUCGCCGGCGAGCGCCGAGAGGUCCUCGCCCGAGAUCUCGAGCGGAUCCACCCGCACGGGCGUGAAGGCUUGCGCGUAGGACAGGUAGCGGUCGAAGACGCGGCCGACGCAGGUGAGAUUAACGUUGUUCGCCUGCGGCAGCGUCGUGACGAACCACGAGCUCGCGUACUGGUCCGCGACGAGCGGCGUCAAGGCCGAGUUCGCGGCCCGACGGUCCGCGAAGCUUGUCCCGCCCCCGCCGCCACGACUGCUGCCGCGCCUGCUUACCCGCUGGCGGUAGCUGUACGUGUACGUGAGCGGGUAGUCGUCGACGUCGUCGGACCAGCCGUCGAGCAGGAAUUCAAACUCCGUCGUCAGCGCGGUGCCCCGGUACGGCGAGACGGCGAACGUGCCCGAGGUGGGCGGGCCGUUCGUCGUCAGGGAGACGACGGUCGAGGACGUCGACCCGAUGCUGUCCGUGACCGUAAGUCUCAGCCGAUACACGGCGUUGGGCCGCGUCUUGCCGAGGUCGAUGAGCAUGGGAGACGGUGCCCCGCUGGGCUUGCCGAGGAGGCCCGCCGACUGCCCGUCGCCGACGGACCAGGCGGUUUGCUCGAUCGUUCUAGCAGAAUCGGGGGACGUCGCCUUGAAGUAGAUCGCCGUGAACGCGCCGUCCAUGGGUUUGUACUUGACGCUCUCGUCGAAGUCCGUGAUCGUCGCGCGGGGCAUGUACUCGUCCGACGAGAUUGACACCAGCACGCUGUAGGCCGCGCGCCGCGUGCCGCGCGAGACGGUCAGCGUGAAUUCGUAGGUCGCGCCGCUCGUCCAGCCCGCGGCCGUCGUCGGCGUGAACGCGAGGACGGGUUGCGUCGCGUUUACGGAAGCGAGUAACGAGUUCGCGUCUUCCCUACUCCCGUCGUCCAGCACGUGCGCCACGGUCCACGUGUAUGCCAUCGCGCCCUCGGCGUCGUUGUCGUCGGGGUCGUACGACUCGGACCCGUCCAGCUCGGCGUCGGCGCCGAUCGCCACGGUCUGCUCGACGCCGCCCGAUAUCGAGGCCAUCAAGUCCUGAGACCCGACGACGACCGUCGUAGUAGCGGAGUUGUUGAUCGUCAUGCUGUCCGCGAAGCCGACGGUCACCUGGAACUUGUAGGUCGUCUGCGCGUCCAGGGCGUCCGCCGGGAGGCGACACGUCACGGGGUUGGCGGUGUAUUCCGCCAGUUUCGGGACGAGGUCUCGGACGUACGUCUCUCCCUCCAGCCGCCACGCGCGCCACACGUAGCCCAGCGCCGUGGACGACAUGUUCGCGUCCGCGCAGGUCAGGUUGGGCAGGGCCACGUCGAGCUUGAGCGACUUUUUAUCGGACCGGACCAUGUUUUGCGUCGCGGCGCCCUGGAACUGGACGCCGGGCGCCGGCGAGGCCAGCUUGUGGACGGUCGCGGACACGGUCGUCGUCCCACCGAGAAAAUUCGUCGCGGCGAUGAGGAAGUCGUAGGCCCGACCUUCGAGGAGGUCGUCGAAGCCGAGGUCCAAGGUCACGGCGCCGGCGGCGUCGGCCUGUUGAAGCUUGGCCUCGAGCGCCGCCACGCUGGCCAUGUCGGCGUCCGUCUCGGCGUCCCAGGUCGUCAGCACGCCCCAGUUGUACGUCAGAGCUCGCGAGCCACCACCCGUGGCGCCGCGCGCGUCGAGGACGACGCCGUCGCAUUUGCCGACGCUCUCCGGCGCCGUGAUGGAGAUCGCCGGCAAGAUGGGGUCCAGCGGCUUUUGGGCCUCGGCGUACUGGGCGGCGCUCGUGAGCGUCGCGCCGUCGAGGUCGUUCUUCAGCAGGCCGCCCUUGAGAUGCGCGCUGUUGAGGGUCGUCGCGGCCACGUAGUCAAAUGGCACGAUCUGGGCGCCCGCGCCGAACGUUACGCGCAGCGCGCUCGAAUUCGUCCAGGCGCACGUACCGUCCGCGCCGAAUUGCUGCGCCGCGUACUCAAAGAGCGUGGCGCAAUCAAUAUCCCACUCGCCGUCGAUCAUGUUCGUCGGGCUGUCGAAGAGCACGUCGAGGCCGUUGCCGCCGUCCAGGAACCGCACAAGUUCAAGCUUGGGCGGUGGCACACUAUCUACAGAGAAUUCGACAGCAAUCUCGACGUCUGAGACGGCGAGGUCGUCGAAGAAGGCGUCGGCGGAUUCGACGUAAUGCGUGAGUCUGGCCGUCCUGCCCUCCAAGACGUCUGGGUCUGCGAGAGAGGCGUUGACGGCCACGUACUUCCGAGCCCAGUCGUCCGGCGUGAACACGAGCCGCUUCGUGUAGAACACAUUCGUGUCGGCGCAGUCGAGCGACACGACGACGUUGGCCGUCGGCGGCGCGGAGAGCGUGAUCCAGUAGCCGUCGCUGAACGUCGGACCGUCGACGCCGGCCCCGACCGUCAGCGCCUUGCCGCUCACGGUGGCGAAGGCGACGUCGUCCUCGAUGACUUGGCACGUCAUAUUGGGCGAACGAACGCCGUCGUAGUUGGCGUCGGCAGAGCGCGCCACGAACCAGACGGAGUAGUUGCGGUCGCCGGAUAAUACAGCGUCGUCAGCAACGCGGAGAGUGUACGUCGCGAGCGAGGCCCAGUCGGCGGGCUCGACGGUCCGGUUCAUUCCAUCGGCACCGUCGACGGAGAUGCUCUCGAACGCGUCGACGUCGCCCUCGACCUCGAGGCGCACGGCGGAAAACGGUAGGCUCGUCAGCGCCGCCGUGAAGACGAAGGUCGCGGCGUUCUCCUUUGCUUUCGCCGUGAGGGCCGCCGCGUCGGAGGUGACGGGGUCCGUCGUCGCCAGGAAUUUGUUCACCGCGAUCAGCGACACGUCGACGUCCAGCACAUUUACGGAAACCGUCUUCUCGAAGCCGCGCGCGCGGCCGUAGAUCGGGUCCGUCGACGAGAGGAAGACCGUGACGCUCUGGGCGACGCUGUCCCCGUUGUCGACGCGGUCCCGGAGCGCGCCGGCGGCGAGGGUAAGAAUGGUGUCGCCGGCGGGGAUCCACCUCGCGACGGAGGUGCUUCCGGCGUCCGACGUGAGCGCGUAGCCCGGGUUAUCUGGGUCCUCGUCGUAGAAGCGGAGGGCACUGCCGGUCCGACCGCCGCCGCGCAGCGUCAACCUCACGGGCUUGGUCGCCGGGACCGUGAGGUUGACGACCAGAUGCUCUACUUUGAGACCCGUCCCCGUGAAGGCCGCCUCGGCCAGCUCCGGCGGCGCCGCCACCGAGAAGUCCGCGAGGCGGUAGUUUAUGGUCGUCGGGGCGGUUGUAGGUACUGCCGACGGCGGCGAAGAGAUCGUGGGCAGGCUCGUGGGCGCGGGCGUGGGCUCGGCCGUGGGCGCGGCCGUCGGCGCGGCCGACGGCGCGGCCGACGGUGCGGCCGACGGAAGCAUCGUCAUCGUCGGCGACGGGCUUGGUGACGGCGUCGGCGCGGACGACGGCGCGGGCGACGGCUCGGCCGUCGAGGGGACAGGCGUCGGGGACGACGUCGGCAACGGCGAGGGCAAAGCCGACGGCGUCGCCGUCGUCGGAUUGGGCGUCGGCUUGUGCGACGGCUCCGGAGAGGGAUUAAGCGUCGGUCGCGGCGACGGCCGCGGCGUCGGCUUUUGCGACGGGUCCGCGGUCGGCGCGGGCGAGGGCCAGGGCGUCGGCGCAGGCGUAGGGCGCGACGACGGCGCCGGCGACGGUUUGGGCGUGGGCCGCGCCGUGGGCACAAAUGAGGGCGCUGGCGUGGGCCGUGGCGUGGGCGUAGGUGUCGGGCGCGAGGACGGCGCCGGCGAGGGCUCCGGCGAGGGUCGUGGCGUCGGCGCAAACGAGGGCGCCGGCGUCGGUCGCGACGAGGGGCCCGGCGUCGGGCCCGGCGUCGGCGCAGGCGACGGCAGAGGCGUGGGCUUGGGGCUCGGCGCCGGCGUGGGUCUUGCCGUCGGCGCGAAGACGGGAGACGCCGUCGGGCUGCCCAGUGUGACCGACGGCGCGGGCGUAGGUCGUGUGGUCGGCCCCGGGCUCGGCGCCGUUGUUGGUGCGGGCGUAGGCCGCGGCGUGGGCAUUGGGGUCGGCUUGCGCGACGGGGCCGCGGUCGGCGCGGGCGAGGGCCGGGGCGUCGGCGCAGGCGUAGGGCGCGACGACGGCGCCGGCGACGGUUCGGGCGUGGGCCGCGCCGUGGGCACAAAUGAGGGCGCUGGCGUGGGCCGUGGCGUGGGCUUAGGUGUCGGGCGCGAGGACGGCGCCGGCGAGGGCUCCGGCGAGGGUCCUGGCGUCGGCGCAAACGAGGGCGCCGGCGUCGGUCGGGCCGACGGCCGGGGAGUCGGCCGGGCCGACGGUGCAGGCGUCGGUCGGGCCGUCGGCCGCGGCGUCGGCCGCGGAGUUGGUCUGUGCGAUGGCGACGACGUCGGGGUCCCGGAAGGUCGCACGGUCGGGACAGUUGACGGAAUCGCGGUCGGCGCAGAUAUCGGGGACGACGUCGGAAGGGACGUGGGCGUGGCCGUCGGCGCGGCUGUCGGCGUGGACGUCGGGCGGGCCGUGGGCGUGGCCGUCGGCCUAGCCGUCGGAGCUGACGUCGGCAUAGACGUCGGCGUCCACGUUGGAUCGGAUGUCGGCGUUGACGAUGGCAUGGCCGUCGUCGGCGCAUCCGUCGGUAUGGACGUCGGCGGCGCCGUAGGCUUGGCCGUCGGCACGACCGUCGGCACGAUCGUCGGCGUAGGCGUCGGCGGCGCCGUAGGCUUGGCCGUCGGCACGACCGUCGGCACGAUCGUCGGUGCGGACGUCGGAAGGGCGGUGGGCGUGGCCGUUGGCACGAUCGACGGCACGAUCGUCGGUAUGGACGUCGGCGGCGCCGUAGGCUUGGCCGUCGGCACGACCGUCGGCACGAUCGUCGGUGCGGACGUCGGAAGGGCGGUGGGCGUGGCCGUUGGCACGAUCGACGGCGCAGCCGUCGGUGUGUAUGUUGGCGUCGACGUGGGCGUCGACGACGGCAGCGGCGAAGGAAGCAGGGUCGGCGGCUGCGUCGGGCUGGCCGUCGUCGGAGCGGGCGACUCCGCUGUCGUCGGCGCCGCCGUCGGGCCGAAGGUCCCGAGCUCGACGCGGCCGUCGUCGUCCCAGUCGCGCGCGACCGCGCCCGCGCGCGAGGCCACGUACGUGACCAGGGUCGCGGUCACGACCGCAUCGCACGCAAACGCGCGGUUCGGCUUGGCCUCGUAGCUCCAGGGCUCGCCGUCCAUCCGCAUCGCGACGGCCAUCGAGCUCGAGACGACCUUCGCGUCGCGCCAGACGCCCGCGAAGCCCUCGCGGAGGCCCUCGAUCGCGGCGCCGCCGUCCAUGUCCAUCGUCAGGCUGUCGAACCCCAUCAGGUCGGUGCUGUUCAUGUCCACCGCGCCGUAGACGCACGACGUGCGCUCGUGGACCUCCUGUUCCGCCUUGAGCUCCGCCACGGUCGCCAGGCGCCGCCCGCCGGAGGUCGAACCCGUCGGCGUCGGGGUCGCAAACGGCGUCGACGACGACGGCGCGGCCGUCGUCGCGGCCGUUGGCGGGGACGUUGGAAGCGCUGUGGACUCAGUCGCCGGCUGGCGCAGGUCCCCUUCCCUCUGGAGCAGGAAGCGCUGCUGCAGCACCGUCCUCCCGUCGACGUCGACGUGUCCCCCGUAGCCAAGAGCGAAGCGGUCCGUGGCGUCGUCCUUGACCCAGUCGUGGUCGACGUGGACGAGGAAGCGCUCCCGCGCGGCUUCCAGGUCGGUCACCUUCAUGCCGAGGACGUAGGCCACGCCCGAUUCGUUGUGGUCGCUCCAUUUUACUGUGCCCGUGACCGUCUCGUUGAGCUUCUCGUCGCCGUCAACGCGCAGCGCGAGCCCAAGCGAGCCAGCCAUGGCCUCGUCCUGCGAGUCGCCGUCGGCGGUCAUCGCCAUGUGCAGCUUCUCGCGGUUCCGGUUGAUGACCGUCAUGCUGGCCUGCAGGUCGUCUCGAUUCGCGUCGGUCAUGCCGCUCCAGUCGACGGCGCCCGACAGAUGGCCAUCAAGCUUGUCGUCAGCGUCCGUUCGCACGAGUAGCCCAAGCGAGCCAGCCAUGGCCUCGUCCUGCGAGUCGCCGUCGGCGGUCAUCGCCAUGUGUAGCCGUUCUCGCUGCUUGUUGAUGACCGUCAUGCUGGCCCGUAGGUCCUCCUCGGUGCCGCUCCAGUCGGCGGUGCCCGAGACCGUCGCAUCGAGCUCCUCCUUUGCGUCGACGCGCAGCGCGAGCCCGAGCGAGCCAGCCAUGGCCUCGUCCUGCGAGUCGCCGUCGGCGGUCAUCGCCAUGUGUAGCCGUUCUCGCUGCUUGUUGCUGACCGUCAUAGUGGCCUCCAGGGCGUCGCUCCAGUCGAGGCCGCCCGAGACGCGGCCGUCAAACUUCUCGUCAGCGUCGACGCGCAGAGCGAGCCCGAGCGAGCCAGCCAUGGCCUCGUCCUGCGAGUCGCCGUCGGCGGUCAUCGCCAUGUGCAGCUUCUCGCGGUUCCGGUUGAUGACCGUCAUGCUGGCCUGCAGGUCGUCUCGAUUCGCGUCGGUCAUGCCGCUCCAGUCGACGGCGCCCGACAGAUGGCCAUCAAGCUUGUCGUCAGCGUCCGUUCGCACGAGUAGCCCAAGCGAGCCAGCCAUGGCCUCGUCCUGCGAGUCGCCAUCGGCGGUCAUCGACAUGUGGACCUUCUCUCUACCCUCGUUGCUGACCGUCAUAGUGGCCUCCAGGGCGUCGCUCCAGUCGAGGCCGCCCGACACAAGGCCGUCGAACUUCUCGUCAGCGUCGACGCGCAGAGCGAGCCCGAGCGAGCCGUCUCUAGCCUUGUUUCGAGAGUCGCCGUCGGCGGUCAUCGCCAUGUGCAGCCGUUCCCGCUGUUUGUUGCUGACCGUCAUGCUGGCCCGUAGGUCCGUCUGAUCCGCGACCUCCGUGCCGCUCCAGUCGAGGUUGCCGGACACAAGGCCGUCGACUUCGUUCUCGUUAUCGACGCGCACGAGCAGCCCGAGGGAGCCGUCCCUCUCGCGGAAUCGCGAGUCGCCGUCGGCGGUCAUCGCCAUGUGCAGCCGUUCCCGCUGGUUGUUGCUGACCGUCAUGCUGGCCCGUAGGUCCGUCUGAUUCGCGACCUCCGUGCCGCUCCAGUCCAAGCCGCCGGACACAAGGCCGUCGAUCUCCUCCUCGUCAUCGAGGCGCACGAGCAGCCCGAGGGAGCCGUCCCUCUCGCGGAAUCGCGAGUUGCCGUCCGCGGUCAUCGCCAUGUGCAGCUUCUCGCGGUUCCGGUUGCUGACCGUCAUGCUGGCCUCGAGGGCGUCGCUCCAGUCGAGGCCGCCCGAGACGCGGCCGUCGAGCUUCUCGUCCGCCUCAGCGAACAGAGCGAGCCCCAGCGAGCCUGACACGGCCUCGUCCUGCGAGUCGCCGUCCGCGGUCAUCGCCAUGCGGAACCGUUCUCGGUCCUUGUUGCUGACCGCCAUGCGGACCCGUAUGUCGUCUCGGCUCGGGUGCGUCGUGCCGCUCCAGUCCAAGCCGCCGGACACAAGGCCGUCGAUCUCCUCCUCGUCAUCGAGGCGCACGAGCAGCCCGAGGGGCCGUCCUCUCGCGGAAUCGCGAGUUGCCGUCGCGGUCAUGGCCAUGUGCAGCUUCUCGCGGUUCCGGUUGCUGACCGUCAUGCUGGCCUCGAGGGCGUCGCUCCAGUCGAGGCCGCCCGAGACGCGGCCGUCGAACUUCUCGUCCGCCUCAGCGAACAGAGCGAGCCCCAGCGAGCCUGACACGGCCUCGUCCUGCGAGUCGCCGUCCGCGGUCAUCGCCAUGCGGAACCGUUCUCGGUCCUUGUUGCUGACCGCCAUGCGGACCCGUAUGUCGUCUCGGCUCGGGUGCGUCGUGCCGCUCCAGUCCAAGCCGCCGGACACAAGGCCGUCGAUCUCCUCCUCGUCAUCGAGGCGCACGAGCAGCCCGAGGGAGCCGUCCCUCUCGCGGAAUCGCGAGUUGCCGUCCGCGGUCAUGGCCAUGUGCAGCUUCUCGCGGUUCCGGUUGCUGACCGUCAUGCUGGCCUCGAGGGCGUCGCUCCAGUCGAGGCCGCCCGAGACGCGGCCGUCGAACUUCUCGUCCGCCUCAGCGAACAGAGCGAGCCCCAGCGAGCCUGACACGGCCUCGUCCUGCGAGUCGCCGUCCGCGGUCAUCGCCAUGCGGAACCGUUCUCGGUCCUUGUUGCUGACCGCCAUGCGGACCCGUAUGUCGUCUCGGCUCGGGUGCGUCGUGCCGCUCCAGUCGAGGCCGCCGGACACAAGGCCGUCGAUCUCCUCCUCGUCAUCGAGGCGCACGAGCAGCCCGAGGGCCGUCCUCUCGCGGAAUCGCGAGUUGCCGUCCGCGGUCAUGGCCAUGUGCAGCUUCUCGCGGUUCCGGUUGCUGACCGUCAUGCUGGCCUCGAGGGCGUCGCUCCAGUCGAGGCCGCCCGAGACGCGGCCGUCGAACUUCUCGUCCGCCUCAGCGAACAGAGCGAGCCCCAGCGAGCCUGACACGGCCUCGUCCUGCGAGUCGCCGUCCGCGGUCAUCGCCAUGCGGAACCGUUCUCGGUCCUUGUUGCUGACCGCCAUGCGGACCCGUAUGUCGUCUCGGCUCGGGUGCGUCGUGCCGCUCCAGUCGAGGCCGCCGGACACAAGGCCGUCGAUCUCCUCCUCGUCAUCGAGGCGCACGAGCAGCCCGAGGGAGCCGUCCCUCUCGCGGAAUCGCGAGUUGCCGUCCGCGGUCAUGGCCAUGUGCAGCUUCUCGCGGUUCCGGUUGCUGACCGUCAUAGUGGCCUCGAGGGCGUCGCUCCAGUCGAGGCCGCCCGAGACGCGGCCGUCGAACUUCUCGUCCGCCUCAGCGAACAGAGCGAGCCCCAGCGAGCCUGACACGGCCUCGUCCUGCGAGUCGCCGUCCGCGGUCAUCGCCAUGCGGAACCGUUCUCGGUCCUUGUUGCUGACCGCCAUGCGGACCCGUAUGUCGUCUCGGCUCGGGUGCGUCGUGCCGCUCCAGUCCAAGCCGCCGGACACAAGGCCGUCGAUCUCCUCCUCGUCAUCGAGGCGCACGAGCAGCCCGAGGGAGCCGUCCCUCUCGCGGAAUCGCGAGUUGCCGUCCGCGGUCAUGGCCAUGUGCAGCUUCUCGCGGUUCCGGUUGCUGACCGUCAUGCUGGCCUCGAGGGCGUCGCUCCAGUCGAGGCCGCCCGAGACGCGGCCGUCGAACUUCUCGUCCGCCUCAGCGAACAGAGCGAGCCCCAGCGAGCCUGACACGGCCUCGUCCUGCGAAGUCGCCGUCCGCGGUCAUCGCCAUGCGGAACCGUUCUCGGUCCUUGUUGCUGACCGCCAUGCGGACCCGUAUGUCGUCUCGGCUCGGGUGCGUCGUGCCGCUCCAGUCGAGGCCGCCCGACACAAGGCCGUCGAUCUCCUCCUCGUCAUCGAGGCGCACGAGCAGCCCGAGGGCCGUCCUCUCGCGGAAUCGCGAGUUGCCGUCCGCGGUCAUGGCCAUGUGCAGCUUCUCGCGGUUCCGGUUGCUGACCGUCAUGCUGGCCUCGAGGGCGUCGCUCCAGUCGAGGCCGCCCGAGACGCGGCCGUCGAACUUCUCGUCCGCCUCAGCGAACAGAGCGAGCCCCAGCGAGCCUGACACGGCCUCGUCCUGCGAGUCGCCGUCCGCGGUCAUCGCCAUGCGGAACCGUUCUCGGUCCUUGUUGCUGACCGCCAUGCGGACCCGUAUGUCGUCUCGGCUCGGGUGCGUCGUGCCGCUCCAGUCGAAGCCGCCGGACACAAGGCCGUCGAUCUCCUCCUCGUCAUCGAGGCGCACGAGCAGCCCGAGGGCCGUCCUCUCGCGGAAUCGCGAGUUGCCGUCCGCGGUCAUGGCCAUGUGCAGCUUCUCGCGGUUCCGGUUGCUGACCGUCAUGCUGGCCUCGAGGGGCGUCGCCCAGUCGAGGCCGCCCGAGACGCGGCCGUCGAACUUCUCGUCCGCCUCAGCGAACAGAGCGAGCCCCAGCGAGCCUGACACGGCCUCGUCCUGCGAGUCGCCGUCCGCGGUCAUCGCCAUGCGGAACCGUUCUCGGUCCUUGUUGCUGACCGCCAUGCGGACCCGUAUGUCGUCUCGGCUCGGGUGCGUCGUGCCGCUCCAGUCGAAGCCGCCGGACACAAGGCCGUCGAUCUCCUCCUCGUUAUCGAGGCGCACGAGCAGCCCGAGGGAGCCGUCCCUCUCGCGGAAUCGCGAGUUGCCGUCCGCGGUCAUGGCCAUAUGCAGCUUCUCGCGGUUCCGGUUGAUGACCGUCAUGCUGGCCUGCAGGUCGUCUCGAUUCGCGUCGGUCAUGCCGCUCCAGUCGACGGCGCCCGACAGAUGGCCAUCAAGCUUGUCGUCAGCGUCCGUUCGCACGAGUAGCCCAAGCGAGCCAGCCAUGGCCUCGUCCUGCGAGUCGCCGUCGGCGGUCAUCGCCAUGUGUAGCCGUUCUCGCUGCUUGUUGAUGACCGUCAUGCUGGCCCGUAGGUCCUCCUCCGUGCCGCUCCAGUCGGCGGUGCCCGAGACCGUCGCAUCGAGCUGCUCCUUUGCGUCGACGCGCAGCGCGAGCCCGAGCGAGCCAGCCAUGGCCUCGUCCUGCGAGUCGCCGUCGGCGGUCAUGGCCAUAUGCAGCUUCUCGCGGUUCCGGUUGAUGACCGUCAUGCUGGCCUGCAGGUCGUCUCGAUUCGCGUCGGUCAUGCCGCUCCAGUCGACGGCGCCCGACAGAUGGCCAUCAAGCUUGUCGUCAGCGUCCGUUCGCACGAGUAGCCCGAGCGAGCCAGCCAUGGCCUCGUCCUGCGAGUCGCCGUCGGCGGUCAUGGCCAUAUGCAGCUUCUCGCGGUUCCGGUUGAUGACCGUCAUGCUGGCCUGCAGGUCGUCUCGAUUCGCGUCGGUCAUGCCGCUCCAGUCGACGGCGCCCGACAGAUGGCCAUCAAGCUUGUCGUCAGCGUCCGUUCGCACGAGUAGCCCAAGCGAGCCAGCCAUGGCCUCGUCCUGCGAGUCGCCGUCGGCGGUCAUCGCCAUGUGUAGCCGUUCUCGCUGCUUGUUGAUGACCGUCAUGCUGGCCCGUAGGUCCUCCUCCGUGCCGCUCCAGUCGGCGGUGCCCGAGACCGUCGCAUCGAGCUGCUCCUUUGCGUCGACGCGCAGCGCGAGCCCGAGCGAGCCAGCCAUGGCCUCGUCCUGCGAGUCGCCGUCGGCGGUCAUGGCCAUAUGCAGCUUCUCGCGGUUCCGGUUGAUGACCGUCAUGCUGGCCUGCAGGUCGUCUCGAUUCGCGUCGGUCAUGCCGCUCCAGUCGACGGCGCCCGACAGAUGGCCAUCAAGCUUGUCGUCAGCGUCCGUUCGCACGAGUAGCCCAAGCGAGCCAGCCAUGGCCUCGUCCUGCGAGUCGCCGUCGGCGGUCAUUGCCAUGUGCAGCCGUUCUUGGUCCUUGUUGCUGACCGUCAUGCUGGCCCGUAGGUCCGUCUGAUCCGCGUCCUCCGUGCCGCUCCAGUCGAAGCUGCCUGACACAAGGCCGUCGACCUCGUUCUCGUUAUCGACGCGCACGAGCAGCCCGAGGGAGCCGUCCCUCUCGCGGAAUCGCGAGUUGCCGUCCGCGGUCAUCGCCAUGUGGACCUUCUCUCUACCCUCGUUGCUGACCGUCAUGCGGGCCUCCAGGGCGUCGCUCCAGUCGAGGCCGCCCGACACAAGGCCGUCGAACUUCUCGUCAGCGUCGACGCGCAGCGCGAGCCUGAGCGAGCCCUCCCUAGCCUUGUUUCGCGAGUCGCCGUCGGCGGUCAUUGCCAUGUGCAGCCGUUCCCGCUGCUUGUUGAUGACCGUCAUGCUGGCCCGUAGGUCCUCCUCCGUGCCGCUCCAGUCGGCGGUGCCCGAGACCGUCGCAUCGAGCUGCUCCUUUGCGUCGACGCGCAGCGCGAGCCCGAGCGAGCCAGCCAUGGCCUCGUCCUGCGAGUCGCCGUCGGCGGUCAUGGCCAUAUGCAGCUUCUCGCGGUUCCGGUUGAUGACCGUCAUGCUGGCCUGCAGGUCGUCUCGAUUCGCGUCGGUCAUGCCGCUCCAGUCGACGGCGCCCGACAGAUGGCCAUCAAGCUUGUCGUCAGCGUCCGUUCGCACGAGUAGCCCAAGCGAGCCAGCCAUGGCCUCGUCCUGCGAGUCGCCGUCGGCGGUCAUCGCCAUGUGUAGCCGUUCUCGCUGCUUGUUGAUGACCGUCAUGCUGGCCCGUAGGUCCUCCUCCGUGCCGCUCCAGUCGGCGGUGCCCGAGACCGUCGCAUCGAGCUGCUCCUUUGCGUCGACGCGCAGCGCGAGCCCGAGCGAGCCAGCCAUGGCCUCGUCCUGCGAGUCGCCGUCGGCGGUCAUGGCCAUAUGCAGCUUCUCGCGGUUCCGGUUGAUGACCGUCAUGCUGGCCUGCAGGUCGUCUCGAUUCGCGUCGGUCAUGCCGCUCCAGUCGACGGCGCCCGACAGAUGGCCAUCAAGCUUGUCGUCAGCGUCCGUUCGCACGAGUAGCCCAAGCGAGCCAGCCAUGGCCUCGUCCUGCGAGUCGCCGUCGGCGGUCAUUGCCAUGUGCAGCCGUUCUUGGUCCUUGUUGCUGACCGUCAUGCUGGCCCGUAGGUCCUCCUCCGUGCCGCUCCAGUCGGCGGUGCCCGAGACCGUCGCAUCGAGCUGCUCCUUUGCGUCGACGCGCAGCAGCGAGCCCGAGCGAGCCAGCCAUGGCCUCGUCCUGCGAGUCGCCGUCGGCGGUCAUGGCCAUAUGCAGCUUCUCGCGGUUCCGGUUGAUGACCGUCAUGCUGGCCUGCAGGUCGUCUCGAUUCAAGGCGUCGGUCAUGCCGCUCCAGUCGACGGCGCCCGACAGAUGGCCAUCAAGCUUGUCGUCAGCGUCCGUUCGCACGAGUAGCCCAAGCGAGCCAGCCAUGGCCUCGUCCUGCGAGUCGCCGUCGGCGGUCAUUGCCAUGUGCAGCCGUUCUUGGUCCUUGUUGCUGACCGUCAUGCUGGCCCGUAGGUCCUCCUCCGUGCCGCUCCAGUCGGCGGUGCCCGAGACCGUCGCAUCGAGCUGCUCCUUUGCGUCGACGCGCAGCGCGAGCCCGAGCGAGCCAGCCAUGGCCUCGUCCUGCGAGUCGCCGUCGGCGGUCAUGGCCAUAUGCAGCUUCUCGCGGUUCCGGUUGAUGACCGUCAUGCUGGCCUGCAGGUCGUCUCGAUUCGCGUCGGUCAUGCCGCUCCAGUCGACGGCGCCCGACAGAUGGCCAUCAAGCUUGUCGUCAGCGUCCGUUCGCACGAGUAGCCCAAGCGAGCCAGCCAUGGCCUCGUCCUGCGAGUCGCCGUCGGCGGUCAUCGCCAUGUGUAGCCGUUCUCGCUGCUUGUUGAUGACCGUCAUGCUGGCCCGUAGGUCCUCCUCCGUGCCGCUCCAGUCGGCGGUGCCCGAGACCGUCGCAUCGAGCUGCUCCUUUGCGUCGACGCGCAGCGCGAGCCCGAGCGAGCCAGCCAUGGCCUCGUCCUGCGAGUCGCCGUCGGCGGUCAUGGCCAUAUGCAGCUUCUCGCGGUUCCGGUUGAUGACCGUCAUGCUGGCCUGCAGGUCGUCUCGAUUCGCGUCGGUCAUGCCGCUCCAGUCGACGGCGCCCGACAGAUGGCCAUCAAGCUUGUCGUCAGCGUCCGUUCGCACGAGUAGCCCAAGCGAGCCAGCCAUGGCCUCGUCCUGCGAGUCGCCGUCGGCGGUCAUCGCCAUGUGUAGCCGUUCUCGCUGCUUGUUGAUGACCGUCAUGCUGGCCCGUAGGUCCGUCUGAUCCGCGUCCUCCGUGCCGCUCCAGUCGAAGCUGCCUGACACAAGGCCGUCGACCUCGUUCUCGUUAUCGACGCGCACGAGCAGCCCGAGGGAGCCGUCCCUCUCGCGGAAUCGCGAGUUGCCGUCCGCGGUCAUCGCCAUGUGGACCUUCUCUCUACCCUCGUUGCUGACCGUCAUGCGGGCCUCCAGGGCGUCGCUCCAGUCGAGGCCGCCCGACACAAGGCCGUCGAACUUCUCGUCAGCGUCGACGCGCAGCGCGAGCCUGAGCGAGCCCUCCCUAGCCUUGUUUCGCGAGUCGCCGUCGGCGGUCAUUGCCAUGUGCAGCCGUUCCCGCUGCUUGUUGCUGACCGUCAUGCUGGCCCGUAGGUCCGUCUGAUCCGCGUCCUCCGUGCCGCUCCAGUCGAAGCUGCCUGACACAAGGCCGUCGACCUCGUUCUCGUUAUCGACGCGCACGAGCAGCCCGAGGGAGCCGUCCCUCUCGCGGAAUCGCGAGUUGCCGUCCGCGGUCAUCGCCAUGUGGACCUUCUCUCUACCCUCGUUGCUGACCGUCAUGCGGGCCUCCAGGGCGUCGCUCCAGUCGAGGCCGCCCGACACAAGGCCGUCGAACUUCUCGUCAGCGUCGACGCGCAGCGCGAGCCCGAGCGAGCCCUCCCUAGCCUUGUUUCGCGAGUCGCCGUCGGCGGUCAUUGCCAUGUGCAGCCGUUCUUGGUCCUUGUUGCUGACCGUCAUGCUGGCCCGUAGGUCCGUCUGAUCCGCGUCCUCCGUGCCGCUCCAGUCGAAGCUGCCUGACACAAGGCCGUCGACCUCGUUCUCGUUAUCGACGCGCACGAGCAGCCCGAGGGAGCCGUCCCUCUCGCGGAAUCGCGAGUUGCCGUCCGCGGUCAUCGCCAUGUGGACCUUCUCUCUACCCUCGUUGCUGACCGUCAUGCGGGCCUCCAGGGCGUCGCUCCAGUCGAGGCCGCCCGACACAAGGCCGUCGAACUUCUCGUCAGCGUCGACGCGCAGCGCGAGCCUGAGCGAGCCCUCCCUAGCCUUGUUUCGCGAGUCGCCGUCGGCGGUCAUUGCCAUGUGCAGCCGUUCCCGCUGCUUGUUGCUGACCGUCAUGCUGGCCCGUAGGUCCGUCUGAUCCGCGUCCUCCGUGCCGCUCCAGUCGAAGCUGCCUGACACAAGGCCGUCGACCUCGUUCUCGUUAUCGACGCGCACGAGCAGCCCGAGGGAGCCGUCCCUCUCGCGGAAUCGCGAGUUGCCGUCCGCGGUCAUCGCCAUGUGGACCUUCUCUCUACCCUCGUUGCUGACCGUCAUGCGGGCCUCCAGGGCGUCGCUCCAGUCGAGGCCGCCCGACACAAGGCCGUCGAACUUCUCGUCAGCGUCGACGCGCAGCGCGAGCCCGAGCGAGCCCCUCCUAGCCUUGUUUCGCGAGUCGCCGUCGGCGGUCAUUGCCAUGUGCAGCCGUUCCCGCUGCUUGUUGCUGACCGUCAUGCUGGCCCGUAGGUCCGUCUGAUCCGCGUCCUCCGUGCCGCUCCAGUCGAAGCUGCCUGACACAAGGCCGUCGACCUCGUUCUCGUUAUCGACGCGCACGAGCAGCCCGAGGGAGCCGUCCCUCUCGCGGAAUCGCGAGUUGCCGUCCGCGGUCAUCGCCAUGUGGACCUUCUCUCUACCCUCGUUGCUGACCGUCAUGCGGGCCUCCAGGGCGUCGCUCCAGUCGAGGCCGCCCGAGACGCGGCCGUCGAACUUCUCGUCAGCGUCGACGCGCAGCGCGAGCCCGAGCGAGCCCUCCCUAGCCUUGUUUCGCGAGUCGCCGUCGGCCGUCAUUGCCAUGUGCAGCCGUUCCCGCUGCUUGUUGCUGACCGUCAUGCUGGCCCGUAGGUCCGUCUGAUCCGCGUCCUCCGUGCCGCUCCAGUCGAAGCUGCCUGACACAAGGCCGUCGACCUCGUUCUCGUUAUCGACGCGCACGAGCAGCCCGAGGGAGCCGUCCCUCUCGCGGAAUCGCGAGUUGCCGUCCGCGGUCAUCGCCAUGUGGACCUUCUCUCUACCCUCGUUGCUGACCGUCAUGCGGGCCUCCAGGGCGUCGCUCCAGUCGAGGCCGCCCGACACAAGGCCGUCGAACUUCUCGUCAGCGUCGACGCGCAGCGCGAGCCCGAGCGAGCCCUCCCUAGCCUUGUUUCGCGAGUCGCCGUCGGCGGUCAUUGCCAUGUGCAGCCGUUCCCGCUGCUUGUUGCUGACCGUCAUGCUGGCCCGUAGGUCCGUCUGAUCCGCGUCCUCCGUGCCGCUCCAGUCGAAGCUGCCUGACACAAGGCCGUCGACCUCGUUCGUUAUCGACGGCAAGCGCACGAGCAGCCCGAGGGAGCCGUCCCUCUCGCGGAAUCGCGAGUUGCCGUCCGCGGUCAUCGCCAUGUGGACCUUCUCUCUACCCUCGUUGCUGACCGUCAUGCGGGCCUCCAGGGCGUCGCUCCAGUCGAGGCCGCCCGACACAAGGCCGUCGAACUUCGUCAGCGUCGACGCGCAGCGCGAGCCUGAGCGAGCCUCCCUAGCCUUGUUUCGCGAGUCGCCGUCGGCGGUCAUUGCCAUGUGCAGCCGUUCCCGCUGCUUGUUGCUGACCGUCAUGCUGGCCCGUAGGUCCGUCUGAUCCGCGUCCUCCGUGCCGCUCCAGUCGAAGCUGCCUGACACAAGGCCGUCGACCUCGUUCUCGUUAUCGACGCGCACGAGCAGCCCGAGGGAGCCGUCCCUCUCGCGGAAUCGCGAGUUGCCGUCCGCGGUCAUCGCCAUGUGGACCUUCUCUCUACCCUCGUUGCUGACCGUCAUGCGGGCCUCCAGGGCGUCGCUCCAGUCGAGGCCGCCCGACACAAGGCCGUCGAACUUCUCGUCAGCGUCGACGCGCAGCGCGAGCCCGAGCGAGCCCUCCCUAGCCUUGUUUCGCGAGUCGCCGUCGGCGGUCAUUGCCAUGUGCAGCCGUUCCCGCUGCUUGUUGCUGACCGUCAUGCUGGCCCGUAGGUCCGUCUGAUCCGCGUCCUCCGUGCCGCUCCAGUCGAAGCUGCCUGACACAAGGCCGUCGACCUCGUUCUCGUUAUCGACGCGCACGAGCAGCCCGAGGGAGCCGUCCCUCUCGCGGAAUCGCGAGUUGCCGUCCGCGGUCAUCGCCAUGUGGACCUUCUCUCUACCCUCGUUGCUGACCGUCAUGCGGGCCUCCAGGGCGUCGCUCCAGUCGAGGCCGCCCGAGACGCGGCCGUCGAACUUCUCGUCAGCGUCGACGCGCAGCGCGAGCCCGAGCGAGCCCUCCCUAGCCUUGUUUCGCGAGUCGCCGUCGGCAGUCAUUGCCAUGUGCAGCCGUUCCCGCUGCUUGUUGCUGACCGUCAUGCUGGCCCGUAGGUCCGUCUGAUCCGCGUCCUCCGUGCCGCUCCAGUCGAAGCUGCCUGACACAAGGCCGUCGACCUCGUUCUCGUUAUCGACGCGCACGAGCAGCCCGAGGGAGCCGUCCCUCUCGCGGAAUCGCGAGUUGCCGUCCGCGGUCAUCGCCAUGUGGACCUUCUCUCUACCCUCGUUGCUGACCGUCAUGCGGGCCUCCAGGGCGUCGCUCCAGUCGAGGCCGCCCGACACAAGGCCGUCGAACUUCUCGUCAGCGUCGACGCGCAGCGCGAGCCCGAGCGAGCCCUCCCUAGCCUUGUUUCGCGAGUCGCCGUCGGCGGUCAUUGCCAUGUGCAGCCGUUCCCGCUGCUUGUUGCUGACCGUCAUGCUGGCCCGUAGGUCCGUCUGAUCCGCGUCCUCCGUGCCGCUCCAGUCGAAGCUGCCUGACACAAGGCCGUCGACCUCGUUCUCGUUAUCGACGCGCACGAGCAGCCCGAGGGAGCCGUCCCUCUCGCGGAAUCGCGAGUUGCCGUCCGCGGUCAUCGCCAUGUGGACCUUCUCUCUACCCUCGUUGCUGACCGUCAUGCGGGCCUCCAGGGCGUCGCUCCAGUCGAGGCCGCCCGAGACGCGGCCGUCGAACUUCUCGUCAGCGUCGACGCGCAGCGCGAGCCCGAGCGAGCCCCUAGCCUUGUUUCGCGAGUCGCCGUCGGCAGUCAUUGCCAUGUGCAGCCGUUCCCGCUGCUUGUUGCUGACCGUCAUGCUGGCCCGUAGGUCCGUCUGAUCCGCGUCCUCCGUGCCGCUCCAGUCGAAGCUGCCUGACACAAGGCCGUCGACCUCGUUCUCGUUAUCGACGCGCACGAGCAGCCCGAGGGAGCCGUCCCUCUCGCGGAAUCGCGAGUUGCCGUCCGCGGUCAUCGCCAUGUGGACCUUCUCUCUACCCUCGUUGCUGACCGUCAUGCGGGCCUCCAGGGCGUCGCUCCAGUCGAGGCCGCCCGACACAAGGCCGUCGAACUUCUCGUCAGCGUUGACGCGCAGCGCGAGCCCGAGCGAGCCCUCCCUAGCCUUGUUUCGCGAGUCGCCGUCGGCGGUCAUUGCCAUGUGCAGCCGUUCCCGCUGCUUGUUGCUGACCGUCAUGCUGGCCCGUAGGUCCGUCUGAUCCGCGUCCUCCGUGCCGCUCCAGUCGAAGCUGCCUGACACAAGGCCGUCGACCUCGUUCUCGUUAUCGACGCGCACGAGCAGCCCCAUGGAGCCAGCCAUAGCCUCGUCCUGCGAGUCCCCGUCGGCGGUCAUCGCCAUGUGUAGCCGUUCCCGCUGCUUGUUGCUGACCGUCAUGCUGGCCCAUAGGUCCGUCUGAUUCGCGUCGGUCAUGCCGCUCCAGUCGACGGCGCCCGACAGAUGGCCAUCAAGCUUGUCGUCAGCGUCCGUUCGCACGAGUAGCCCAAGCGAGCCAGCCAUGGCCUCGUCCUGCGAGUCGCCGUCGGCGGUCAUCGCCAUGUGUAGCCGUUCUUGGUCCUUGUUGAUGACCGUCAUGCUGGCCUGGAGGUCCGUCUGAUCCGCGUCCUCCGUGCCGCUCCAGUCGACGGCGCCCGAGACCGUCGCAUCAAGCUCCUCCUUUGCGUCGACGCGCACGGUUAGGGACGUUAGGCCCGAGGCUCUUUUUCCGCUCGCCGCGCCAUCCGCGACGAAAUCGGCGCGGAGCAGCUCUCCCCCCUUGUCGCUGAUGUUCAAGUAGGAUUCGAGGGCUGGGCGCCCGGGCUCGCCGACGAAACCGCGGGCCUCGACGGCGACGAAGCGGGGCCUGGCCGACUUGGCGUCCUCGAGCCGCCCCAGGACCGCGUUGCCGUCCGCCGUGUCGAAGACGGCGCGCCAGUCCACCUUCGUCCUGUUCGCCGUGGGGUCCACGACCUCGAGGUGGGCGCAGAACGCGCCCUUGGCCGAGAUGCACAACUUGCAGUCGAGCGAGUCGUCCCAGAUCAUCGGCUGGCAGCCGGCGUCGCGCGGGCAGCUCCGCUCGAAGAGGCCGGGGGCGGCGGCGGUGCGGAGGCGCCGGCGCCCGCGCGGCGCCCCGCGCGGCAGGACGCGCGCCCGCGCCUCGGGCGUCGCGACGUCGAGCGCGUGGUCGCCGGCGAGCGCGCCGAGGAACGUCGCGGCGUCCAUGCGCGUGCGGACCCGGAGCUCGCGCCGCAGGAGCUGGUGCUUGAGCGCGCGCUUCGCCCGGCCGUCGUCGUCGGUGGCGCGCAGGACGAGCGGCCCGCACGCGGCGGCGCGCGGGCUCGCGCACGCGGUUCCCAGCGCGCCGCGGCGCAGGUCGACCUCGAAGGCGGCGAGCUCGACGCGCGCCGCCGCCGCCGCGGCGUCCGUCUCGUUGAGCGCCGGCAGCAGCGCGUCGACCGCGACCGCCGGCACCGCGAGGACGACGCGGUCGACCGCUGGAGGCAGCGCCACGGCGAACGCGGGCGGCGCGUACGCGAGCGCCGCGCUGUCCUCGCGCCACUCGGGCUCGACGCGCGCGAGCUCCCGCACGACCUCGCGCAGCGUCCGCGCGACGCGCCGGAUCGGGUCGGUCGCGUCGAUGGUCUCGGGGGCGGCGACGACGCCGGCGUCGGCGUCGGCACCGGGGGCGGCGGCGGCACCGGGGGCGGCGGCGGCACCGGGGGCGGCGGCGGCGCUGUCGGCGCCGGCGCUGUCGGCAGCGCCCUUGGCGCCGGCGCCGGCGCCGCGCCAGGACGCGCGGACGCCGCGGAGCAGCACCUCGACGGGCAGCGCAUGCCAGAGCCGCGUUCGCGUCCGCACGUCGCAGACCAGGCGCGCGCCGGCGAGGUCCUCGGGGCGGUGCAGGCGCCGCAGCUGGUCGAAGUCGAUGCGGUGGAGGCGCAGGUCGACGCGCCGGCGCGUGCGCUCGCGCGCGGACACCAGCGGCCACGCGCGGCCCGGCUGGGCCGAGAGGCGCCCGGCGCGCGCGAAGUCCUCGCCGGCGAAGCGCAGAUCGACGGCGCAGUCGGCGGCGGUCACGACGACCUCGUGGAGCGUGGACCGGAGGAACUGCGGCUUCGCGUCGACGGCGACGACGACGUCGCGCCCCUCGAGGGUCACGCGCGCGACGGCGCCGGCCGCGCCGAGGCCGCGCGCCGCGAGCGCCGCGAGCCAGAUCACGGGCACGAGCGACGCCAGCGCCGCGACGACGACCGCCGCCGUCGCGAUGGUCAGGGGGCGCCGGCGCGCCGCCCUCAGCGCCCGGCGCGCGCGCGACCGCGGCGGCGGCGGCCGCGCGGCGACGAGGCCGGCCUCCUCGAUCAGGUCGCCGGACCGGCCCGACUUCCGCGCGACCUCGAGGGGCUGCGCCGCCUCGCCGGGGUCGACGGCGCCCGCCGCGGCCGACUUGCGCGCGACCUCGAGGGGCUGCCCCUCCUCGGCCGCCGCCCCGCCGGGCGCGACGGCAGCCCGCUGCCGCCAGGGCGCGAGCACUCUCAUGAUGGUCUAGAGCUCAUGGCAGCGAUCGGCUGGGGCUACUGCCCUCUAGCGCCGAACUUAUACCACAUCUCCUGCUGGCUUGGAACUAGUAUGUACAGAUAUGCUAGCGUCUUUUCGAAGCGCGCACCCACGGUUCUCAGGAGCCGCCCGGCCCCGCGGGCGCGUCCGGCGAGAUGUCCGCCGGCUUUACGCUCGCAACAACCCGAGACCUCGGCCCCGCGCCCCUGGCGCGCGCGCGGCGCGCAAGUACUACCGCAUGUGCUCCCGGGGAUCCUGUCCCUCUCGGGGCCGCGCGAGUCCAUACCGGGCCCCGGGCUCCCCGAGACGAACGCGAAGCUGGUCGCGCGGCGUGACGGACGCCUCGCGUACUACGCGCAGCGCAGGGGGGGGGUGCCUCGGAACUCGUCCGGGGGGCCUCCGCCGGGCCGCGCAGCGCGGCCCGGAGACUCCUCUCGGGCGGAGGAGACGCCGCCGCCCGACGCCGCGCGCCGCUUCCGGGACGCGAGCGCGGCCGGAGCCGUCCCGGCGCGGGGACCACAACAUGCGGGGGUCGCGCUGAUGCGUGCGAAACCGGGCCGGCCUCUGCUAGCCGCACGUGCGCUCCUGCCGCCGGGCCUUGUUUUUGGCAGCGCCAAUCCUUGCCAGCUGCUCCAAAGGGCGGCCUCGCACCUGUUUGCCCGUCGCCUCCACGCCCGCGGUGUGGGCGCUGAGCUGCCCUUGCUCUCACGCGGUCUCGGCUAGCCGGCUGCCCAUGCGGUUCCUCGUUCUCGUGGCGGCCUGCGCGGGCGCGCGGCGGCUCGACAUCGUCGGGGAUGGCACCCGCCAGUAUGCGAGCCAGGGCGCCUGCUAUGACCCGACCACGCAAAUCACCGUUUGCUUCCGUCCCUGGGCAUACGAUUGGUCUUCCAAUUUGACUCAAGCCGAACGACUGUCUCAAUCAGAGUGCGAGGCAGUUGGCAAUACGUGGUACGCAAAAGGCCACAUCGGCUCCGACGGCUGCUGCCUGUGUGACUCGAACUGCGACCACUCGCUGGAGACGGCGGCUGCUGGAACCUGCAACUACCCCGACAGGAACGCGGGGAGCUGCCAAAACGCCGCAACGGGUCAAGUGACGUGUGACGUGACGGCGGGCCAAUGCGCUUCCCCGAACGUCUGGUCCGAAGCCGGCGCGCUCGACUCGGACGGCUGCUGCUUCUGCGACGAGACGUGCGACCAUUCGGCCAAAACGGGGACGGACUGUUACUUGAAAGACUACGCCGAUGAAUCGCAGAGCGACGGCUCGUGCUACGAUUUUACGACGCACCAGGUCACGUGCGACGUCGGGCACGCGGCUUGCGACGCCAUGGGCGCCUACUGGUAUUCACCGGGCUACAUUAGCGGUUCCAGUGGCUGUUGCCACUGCGACGCGUCGUGCGACCACACGCUUGAGACGGGCUCGGACUGUAGCAGUAAUUACUACGGUGCCGACGGCACGCAAGGCUCAGGAGGGGGUCACGGUGCCGAGUAUGGCCCAGCUGACGGGGGCGCCUGCUAUAACGCCGACGGCACGCAUGGCAUCACGUGUAACGUCGCUGAGGCGGACUGCACGGGGGAUUACUUGGCUCCGGGAUACACAUACGGUGGCUGCUGCCUGUGCGAGGCCGGCUGCGACCAUUCCGCGGAAACAAGUACGGACUGCUCAUACUACGACGAUGAGGGCGAUGCUGACGACCCCAAUCCCUGGGGUUGGCAGACGCUCGCCGGCUACCAGACGGCCACGGACGUCGGGCCGCACGCGAAGAUCGACCUCGAUAUGGAGGAGCUUGAAAUCAGGGUGGGCGAGUACGACAUCAACCCAAACUGGAUCACCGAGGCCAUGUUCAUCUACGAGAACGGCGGCGGCGGCUUGUGUUCGCAGGCCGACGUCGACGCGGCGAUGACCUCGGACACGACGCCCUGGUGCACGGACACGACUCAGGCCCUCGGCAACUCCCAGAAGUUCACCUCGAUCCGCACGCUCAAGGGCUUCGCGACGAAGAACUACGCUUCGGACAAACUCACCGGCGCGGAUGGUGGGAAUUACGGCGAGCGGAUGCCCCCGAUCUACGCCGGCUACUGGAACGACUGGGCGUGGGCAGACACGUUCAUCACGAAGGACUACUCCGCGACAGUCAAACCCUCUGGGUGGAACCAGCUCAUCAAGAAGGGCGCCAACUACCAGGCGGUCUGGAUGUACGUGCUCCACGAGCUCGAGGACGCCAUCGGCGACUGCUAUGAUGGCGACAUCUACGCCAACGACGGGACCCCGACCGGCGGCGCGCCGCACGCGUGGGACGAGGGCUGGGCGUUUUACGCCGGGUCGCUGGUCGCAGAGACGGCGCACGACGCCGUCACGGUCCGCGGUACGCUGAUCUGGGAGCUCGCGGAGAAGCGUGGCCAGGAUUUCGGCACCACACACUCUACCGGCCCCGCCUCGGUGAACGUCCAGCUCCUCGCCAAAUUCAUUGAGGGCCGCGACAAAAUCAUCGCCGCUGACUGCGCCGGCGCCGAGCCCCUCGUCGAGGACAUUCGCAAGCUGAUGACCGUGCCGCUCGUCCAGGGCACGCUCAAGUACGCGUACAAGGCGGACCCGGCCAACGCCGGUGGCGAAUGCGUCGCCGACGCGGGAAUGAAUGCCAUGACCGCCAGCGACGGUUGCGUCAAGUCGUGGGCCGAGGCCUGGGCCUUCGCCGCGGCCGUGCUCCCACAGAUCGCCGAGUGCGACUGGGGGGUCGCCGAGAAGAUCAGGUAUAGCUUAGACAUCGAAGCGGCGACGCCGGUGCAAGGGGGCUUCUACAGCGUCAAGGCGGCGAUCGAGUCGACAUACCCGUGCCUGGGCAUCACGUGCGCCGACGUCGGCGCUUACGCGGGCACUAUGCCCUGCGGUGACCCCGGCCCUACCGACGACGACGACGACGACGACGACGACCUCCUCGACGGCGGCCUAAGGGAGGUCAUGUCCCUGGCGCCCAUGGGCCUCGCGGCGAUCGGCAUAACGUUCACCGGCAUCACGAUUGCGACGCUUGUCAAUCUGGCCCAGGAACAGUGCGCCCUGGGUCCCACGAUCAUCUUCGAGGCCGGCACGACGCACCCGUACUACAUCACCCCGAACCUGUGCACGAUCGGCGCCCACACGUACUCGUCCAAGAAGACUGUGCGCGACGCGUCGCCGCGCAAGGUGUGCCGCAAGUUCUGCGAAGCGGCGUCCGCUGCUGGGAAGCUGGCGCUCAAGCAGGUGCACGGCCUGACGUGUUACUGCAAGAGGAAAUGA
Messenger RNA from Pelagomonas calceolata, 33532 nucleotides. The record is from the annotation of a GenBank genome assembly. Lineage: Eukaryota; Pelagophyceae; Pelagomonadales; Pelagomonadaceae.